AUGCUAGUGGAAGCAAUGGGAAGCCAUAAAGGUUCAAAGAAAUACAAUUCCGUUGUGAAAGCCUCCCCUUGUGUUGAUAUUCCGGUAGAUGAGAAGGCAGAGCAUGUCAUAAAAGUGGAAUACCUUGAGAAUGGACCUUUGUUUUCUGAACUGAAGUUCUACCAGCGAGCAGCAAAACAAGAACACAUCCAGAAGUGGAUGAAGCUGAAACGACUAACAUUCUUGGGGAUACCAAUCUUUUGGGGGGCAGGACAGGCUGAACACAAUGGCAAAAGUUACCGAUUUAUGGUGAUGGAAAGGCUAGGAGAGGACCUCCAAACCACCUUUGAGAGAAGGGGACGAAAGUUUAACAAGGAAACUGUCCUGCAGAUUGGAGUACGAAUGCUGGAUAUCUUGGAAUAUAUACAUGAAAACGAGUAUGUUCAUGGAGACAUUAAGGCGGCAAAUUUACUUUUUGGCUACAAAAAUCCACACGAGGUUUAUCUUGCUGAUUAUGGACUCGCCUACAGAUAUUGUCCCAAUGGGAACCACAAAGAAUAUCAAGAAAAUCCUAAAAAGGGCCAUAAUGGGACAAUUGAGUUUACCAGCUUAGAUGCCCACAAGGGAGUCG
Molecule: messenger RNA, 610 nt
Organism: Pogona vitticeps (central bearded dragon)
Lineage: Eukaryota; Metazoa; Chordata; Lepidosauria; Squamata; Agamidae
Source: RefSeq, a predicted model, not a curated record